AUGAGGCGAUUUUUGGAUUUGGAAAAUAGCGGAGCUCAUUCAAAAAACGCCGGUGCCCGGAAGCAACGUCAGCAGGAGAACGUUCGCGUUUUGAUGAGCUACGUGGAUAAGGAGGAUAUCUGUACCGACUUCUCCGACAUUGUCCCUCAUACGGUUACUCCAUUUGAAAAACUGUUCAUUGAUCGAGAAAAUAUGCAGAUAUGGAACGAUUUUAUUGAACGGGAUGAAGAAGAGCAGCGGCAAAUUCUGAACAACGAGGAGAGCAGCAGUGGCUGUGGUUGGUUCAUAGUUGGCGGAUCAUCGUCAAAAACGUUUCAAGGCGUGGAUGGACGGAAACGUCACCCGGCAUAUUGUGGAAAGGCUUGUUUCCAGCGCAUGGAUGGCAAAAGUAAACGCCUCUUAUCCGGAAAACGUCUACCUUGGGCGUUCAUCGACCGUCUUGAAGGAGAACUUCUAUCAUUUUUCUGUUCCUCAUCUCCUGGAGCUGCUGACCUAGGUGACGAUGCCGUAUACGUCUGUGUCUUCGAAAACUCGCUCGAACGAGCGCUUGGACAUGCCAUCGCUCAGUACCUCAUGCUCAAAUCUAAAAGUGUGACCGAUCGUGGAAGUGGUGAGCGGUUAACUGAAUUUCGGAAUCCUCGAGCCUUCUUCAUACCGCCUCGUAUUCGGCUCAUACCGUUUUUAUCAUCUUUACGUCCGGAGCCUAUAGAUUUCCCUUCCAAAUGUGAAGAUGGGGAUCGUGAAAAAGAGGAAAGCCCUGAUUCCUCAUUUAGUGAUAUUUAUCCUGACAAUGUAGGAUCUUAG
Molecule: messenger RNA, 804 nt
Organism: Haemonchus placei
Lineage: Eukaryota; Metazoa; Nematoda; Chromadorea; Rhabditida; Trichostrongylidae
Source: the annotation of a GenBank genome assembly